Molecule: messenger RNA, 504 nt
Organism: Colletotrichum lupini
Lineage: Eukaryota; Fungi; Ascomycota; Sordariomycetes; Glomerellales; Glomerellaceae
Exons: 1
Coding region: 1-504 (167 amino acids)
Source: RefSeq, a predicted model, not a curated record
AUGCUUACCACCUCAUUCCAGUUGACUCAUGUCACACCGAUUCCCGACUACAUGACCCGCGAGGAGGUCCUCUCCCACCUUCACAAUGCGGAAGUCCAUAUCAAGAGCGACCCCAAUUUGACACACUGGACGCCCUGCACGCCCAAGGUGCCCCCCACUGUUCCCGACGAUGUUGAUUCCAUAGCGGUCACUGAGUGCUACACCAUCACGGAUACGGUGCCUACCAACCUCCCAAAGGCCCUGCCCAAAGGCAUGCUCGAGAAGAAGAGUGUCAGCGAGUACGAGUUUACCUUCACCCCGGAUGGAAGUUUCGUCAAAAUUCACUGCCCCAUGAGCGUCCUUUUGGAAACGCGGUGGCGUGUUCGCAAGGGGAGCGACGGAAGUCUGGAGUUAGAAGAGGUUGUGGACGCUCACUGCUCCCGUUUCCUCGUGGGCGUUGUAAAAGGCGAACUAGAGAAGAACUGGGUGGAGGUCCACCGGAAGAUAUUGACAGGGAAAGCAUGA